Prunus armeniaca (apricot) is the source of this 1953-nucleotide messenger RNA. The record is from the annotation of a GenBank genome assembly. Lineage: Eukaryota; Viridiplantae; Streptophyta; Magnoliopsida; Rosales; Rosaceae.
AUGUCGCACUUUCUAAGAAGAUCCACACCCACUCAACACCAGCACCAACACUACUCGCUCUGUCUCCAAAGCCACUUACUUCACUCUCAAUCCCACCCAAUACUAGUCUCAGAUGCCCACCUUUACCGCCGGCUCACCCCCUCGCUACGCUCUGUCUGUCAGGGGCCAAGGUCUGGACGAGAAAAACGACGUCGUGGAGAGCAAAGGUGCCUUCCUAGUGGUAGCACUCUGCCCCUGCCUGGUUUGCUUCAUUUUUCUCCUCAUCGUAAUUUCCAUAAUUCUCAUUGUCAAAUUCCGUUUCUUUUGCCACACCCCACUUCACUCUUUGCUCUACAAGAAAAAUUGCUAACACCCACGCUUUCCCAUUUGGUGGUGGUGCCCAAUGUUCACUUACUAGGAAAUGUGGUUGGUAUGGAAUAUCCUCAUAGGAUUAGGGGAUUUUCUAGUGCCACCGCUGGUGGUUCGGAUUCUGAUGCUGAAAUUGAUGGUGAGGACGAGGCUAGGGGUGAAUGGGAAGGUAAUGAGGGUUUUCAUGCUAGUUCUAGUGGGGACCCGGAAGAAGUUGAUAGGGUAUGCAAGGUGAUCGAUGAAUUGUUUGCCUUAGAUCGGAAUAUGGAGGCAGUUCUUGAUGAAUGUGGCAUUCAUUUGUCGCAUGAUUUGGUUGUGGCCGUGUUGAUACGCUUCCAGCAUGCUAGAAAGCCCGCCUUUAGAUUUUUCUGUUGGGCGGGGCAGAAGCCAGGGUUUGCCCAUGAUUCGAGGGCUUAUAAUUCGAUGAUGAGCAUUUUAGGAAAGACUAGACAGUUUGAGACCAUGGUGUCCCUGCUUGAAGAAAUGGGAGCGAAAGAACUUUUGACAAUUGAAACAUUUGUGAUUGCUUUUAAGGCUUUUGCUGCUGCCAAAGAGAGGAAGAAAGCUGUUGGCAUUUUUGAGCUGAUGAAGUUGUACAAGUGCAAAGUUGAUGUCAAUACUAUUAAUUGCUUCCUUGAUACUCUUGGAAAGGCAAAGCUGGGAAAAGAAAUGCAAUUGCUUUUCGAGAAGUUGGAAGGGAGGUUUACACCAAAUUUACAAACUUACACACUACUGCUCAACGGGUGGUGCAGCUUGAAGAAUUUAAUGGAGGCAGGGAGGGUGUGGAAUGAGAUGAUUGACAAAGGAUUUAAGCCUGAUAUUGUUGCGUAUAAUACUAUGCUUGGAGGGUUGUUGAGGGGUCACAAGAGGUCUGAUGCUAUCAAGUUGUUUGAGGUCAUGAAAGCCAAGGGUCCGUCACCCAAUGUUAGAAGCUAUAGUAUUAUAAUUCAUGAUUUCUGCAAGCAAAAGAAGAUGAAAGAAGCAGUUGACUCUUUUUACGAAAUGCGUGGAUCUGGGUGCCAGCCAGAUGCUGUGGUUUACACAUGCCUAAUCACAGGGUUUGGAAAUCAAAAGAAUAUGGAAAUGGUUUAUGAAUUGUUGAAAGAGAUGAAGGAAAACGGUUGCACUCCUGAUGGGAAGACUUACAAUGCCUUGAUAAAAUUGAUGACAAGGCAGCAGAGAAUGCCAGAUGAUGCGGUGAGGAUAUACAAGAAGAUGAUUCAAAAUGGCGUUGAGCCAUCAAUACACACUUAUAACAUGAUCAUGAAGUCUUAUUUUCAGAUGAGAAAUUAUGAUAUGGGUUGUGCUGUAUGGGAUGAGAUGAUUCAGAAGGGGUGUUGCCCUGAUGAUAACUCAUACACUGUUCUCAUUGGAGGUCUCAUUAGUCAGGGAAGAUCAGGGGAGGCCUGUAAAUAUCUAGAGGAAAUGAUAGAGAGAGGAAUGAAACCUCCUCAGCUUGAUUUCAAGAAGUUUGCAGCCGACUUCUCCAGAGCUGGGAAACCUGACAUUUUUGAGGAGCUUGCUCAAAAGAUGAAGUUUGCUGGUAAAUUUGAAGUCUCCAAAGUCGUUGCAAGGUGGGCUGAGAUGGCGAAGAAAGGGGUAUAG